CAAACAUUAAUCAAGACUCUUCAGCUUCUCAAUUCUUCGUUGAUUGCGGAGAAAAGAUAAAAAAAAAUCAUGGCGAAGCAAGAACAUAGCAGCAUCUUGGAAGCACUUGACGUUAAAAAGGUUACAUGGUACCACGUCACGACGGUUAUAAUCUCCGGUAUGGGUUUCUUUACGGACUCAUACGAUCUCUUUGUGAUAUCUCUCGUUACGAAGCUCCUUGGCCGUAUCUACUAUCAUCACCCUGGCUCCUCCUCCCCGGGAAGCCUCCCUGAUGGCAUCUCUGCUGCCGUGAGCGGUGUGGCCUUUGCCGGAACAUUUAUCGGACAGAUUUUCUUCGGGUGUCUCGGUGACAAGCUCGGCCGUAAGAGAGUCUACGGCUUAACUCUUGUGAUCAUGACCGUAUGCUCUAUUUGCUCUGGUCUUUCCCUUGGCAGCGACCCAAAAACCGUCAUGGUAACGCUCUGCUUCUUCCGCUUCUGGCUCGGGUUUGGCAUCGGUGGUGACUAUCCUCUCUCGGCUACGAUCAUGUCCGAAUACGCCAACAAAAGUACACGUGGCGCGUUCAUAGCAGCUGUUUUCGCUAUGCAAGGGUUUGGGAUCUUGGCCGCGGGAUGUGUGUCCUUGCUCGUCUCUGCUAUCUUCGACCAUCAGUUUCCGUCUCCAGCCUAUAUGGUCGACCCGGCUGCCUCAACCGUCCCGCAGGCAGAUUACGUGUGGAGGAUCAUUCUCAUGUUAGGCGCUGUACCGGCUCUAUUAACUUACUACUGGCGUGCGAAGAUGCCUGAAACAGCUCGCUACACUUCUCUAGUCGCUAAGAACCCGGAGAAAGCGGCUACAGAUAUGUCUAAGGUUCUCGAUGUAGACAUUGAAGCCGGUUUUGCGAAGAAUGACCAAGCUAGGGUUUCUUCAGACGAGUUUGGCUUGUUCUCCAAGAAAUUCCUCCGUCGCCACGGGCUCCACCUGCUCGGAACAGCCACCACAUGGUUCCUUCUCGACAUUGCUUUCUACAGCCAAAACCUCUUCCAGAAAGACAUCUUCACCACCAUUGGUUGGUUACCCUCGGCCAAAACCAUGAACGCAAUCCAAGAGCUGUACCAGAUCGCUAAGGCACAGACCCUAAUUGCUCUUUGCGGCACCGUUCCUGGUUACUGGUUCACCGUAGGUUUAAUCGACUGGAUGGGACGGUUCAAGAUUCAGGUCCUUGGAUUCUCUUUUAUGACGGCUUGCUUGAUUGGUCUAGGCAUACCGUACCACCAUUGGACCUUACCACAUAACCGAAUCGGUUUCGUUGUUCUCUACUCUCUCACGUUUUUCUUCUGCAAUUUUGGACCUAACGCAACUACUUUCAUUGUCCCGGCUGAGAUUUUUCCAGCGAGGCUAAGGGCCACUUGUCAUGGUAUCUCUGCGGCUUCGGGUAAAGCCGGUGCGAUGGUUGGUUCUUUUGGUUUUGCUGCUUUGGUGAAGGCUGUGGGGAUGAAAAAAACCUUACUGAUCAUGGCAGGAAUCAGUUUUCUUGGCUUGUUGUUCUCGUUUCUUGUUCCGGAGCCUAAUGGAAAAUCGCUUGAGGAGCUUUCCGGCGAAGCUGAACCGGAGAAAAUCUAGGAGAAUAUUGUUGUUUAGAUUUCUUUUGUUUUUUUUCUCUCUUGAUUAUCGUGUUUAAUUAGGAUAUUUCUUUUUCUUUUUAUUAGAUUUAAUGAGUUUUUGUUUGUUUACGAAUUAUCCUAAUUUUAUUAUCAGAUUUAUAUAAUUUAAAAGAUAAUGACUUUUUUUUUUCUAAAGUGACUAUUCGAAAUUGAUAUGGAGUGUUUUUUCUUUUCUUUUCUUUUUUCCUCUAAUGCAAAACAACACACUUUUUGUUACUCUCUCGGGUCUCUCAGCUAUCCUAAUCCCAUUAUGUUUUCUAGGUCAAAUUUCGAUAGUGGCAAUAGUAAAUACGGCUAUUAAUAAUAAUCAUUAGUCUUAUGAAAAAACUAAAAAAUACAACAAUAAAACAGAGGGAUAUUAUCGAGAUAUAUCAUAUGAAGGCUUGAUUGUUUUUUCUUCUUCUUAUUAUCUUAUAUUGGAUAUUAAAAUAGAAAUUAUGAUUUCGUGUAUAAAAUAAACAUUCUUUUAUAAUAAAAUUUAUAUUAUCUUUCAUAUUUUUCAACAUAAACAGAUUUCUAAAACUUUGUAAACCAAACCGGUAACUCUGAUCCAUGUAAACGACAAAAGACAGUUACUUCUUGGCACUCCAGAGUAUUCUGUGUUUUGGAUACAUAAAUGAUGUUCGAGUUGUUCAAACUUUCCUUCAGCAUCUUGAUAUUUUCCAAAUAACUUGCAAAAGUUAGCUAUUUUUUUUGUUCCAAAAUUAUCUUCACCAGUUGAAAACAAUCUAUUGCAAAUGUGAUCUGAAACAGACGUAAAUUCUGCAUACAUUACAUUGCCCAAAUAAGCGCUUCCACUUCCGUGUGAAGAGGUGACAGACUCGCCCUUAUAUUCCUUGCAACCAUCAAACCAUCAAAACCUUCCAAAGUAGUAUAUCAUCCUUGUCCUCAAAAAAUCUCAUCAUCUUUCGAUGAUCCAUCUGUAAAGCACCAUCUACCUGGAAUGAUUGGUAGGUUAGUGGCCUCGACCUCUAUAUUUUGGGGAAUCCUUUGUGUCAGUGAAACAUGUGCUCCAGUCCACAAUAGAGACUCCGUUUCUGCCAAUUUUAAAGUGUCUCUAGGAUCAAUAUCUAUAUUACUAAAAAAAGUUAUUAUUUCGUCCCUUCCAGAUGUACCAUAAUAUCCAAAAAAAAUUGAUGAUCCUCCAUUUGUGGAACAAUUCUCCAAAAUAAAUGAUUCAUAUUCGCGAAAAGUGAUGGAUUAGGAAAAACAACUGGAUUCGAUGGGAUGUUGAGAGUGCCCAAACUUGUAUCGUCGGUAGACAUUCAAAAAGCACAUGAUUUAUUGAUUCCUCCAGUGCCCCACACCUCAAACAGCAAAUAUCCCCUUGCAUUCCCCUUUCUCCCAAGUUUUUCUUAACUCCAAUGCAUCAUGAUACUAUUUCCAUAAGAAAUGCUUCAUUUUCGGUAUGUAUCUU
Brassica napus (rape) is the source of this 3060-nucleotide messenger RNA. RefSeq names its product probable inorganic phosphate transporter 1-6. Gene Ontology annotation, molecular function: phosphate transmembrane transporter activity. The transcript is spliced from 2 exons. NCBI's taxonomy places the organism in Eukaryota, Viridiplantae, Streptophyta, Magnoliopsida, Brassicales, Brassicaceae. The coding region runs from base 70 to 1602 and encodes 510 amino acids. Gene Ontology annotation, cellular component: membrane. The record is from RefSeq and is a predicted model, not a curated record. Gene Ontology annotation, biological process: transmembrane transport; phosphate ion transport.